CGGAGUACCAACAAUCUCCUCGCUCGUAUUGUCAUUGCCAAGAUCGAAGACGAAGACCGGCUGGUCGAACUUAUUCGGAACACACCCGUUGUCCAAAACGACCCUAACUGGCGUUGCCGAACAUGGGUCGCCCAAGCUUUGUCCCGGAUAGCUCAAGACGGCAUGGCUACUGGGACCGCGGAACUGGAUUGGAAAAAGAUCGAGGCGGUUGCUCGCGAAUAUGUCGCGAGUAAAACCGCAGCUGGAAGAUAUCUCAAUGCUGCGGACAUGGCGUUGCCGAAGCCGACAUAUGAUAUGCUCCAAGGGAAGGAGGUGGUACCUUAG
This is a messenger RNA of Fusarium oxysporum Fo47, 324 nucleotides long. RefSeq lists its product as uncharacterized. Lineage: Eukaryota; Fungi; Ascomycota; Sordariomycetes; Hypocreales; Nectriaceae. The record is from RefSeq and is a predicted model, not a curated record. The transcript has a single exon. The annotation marks the transcript as partial.